AUGUGGUCCAAAAACAGUGCUGCUUCCUUCUUUCUGACUGGCUUCUUGGGCUCAGAAGCAAUUCACCACUGGAUCUCUCUUCCCUUCUUUACCAUUUACCUCUCCAUCCUUUUGGGCAAUGGCACACUGCUCUUCCUUAUUUGGAAUGACCACAGUCUUCAUGAGCCCAUGUACUACUUCCUGGCUAUGCUGGCAGGUACAGACCUUGGGAUGACACUAACUACAAUGCCCUACAGCAUCAAGACCAAAUUAUCCUUUAUGGAAUCCUCUGUACUGACAACCAAAUCCUUUGACUACCAUGUGGUUAUCUGCUACUCCCUGCAUUAUGCCUCCAUCUUUAUUACCAGAGUCUCCUGA
Eubalaena glacialis (North Atlantic right whale) is the source of this 357-nucleotide messenger RNA. RefSeq names its product olfactory receptor 51B4-like. Gene Ontology annotation, biological process: G protein-coupled receptor signaling pathway. The coding region runs from base 1 to 357 and encodes 118 amino acids. Lineage: Eukaryota; Metazoa; Chordata; Mammalia; Artiodactyla; Balaenidae. The record is from RefSeq and is a predicted model, not a curated record. Gene Ontology annotation, cellular component: membrane. Gene Ontology annotation, molecular function: olfactory receptor activity. The transcript has 2 exons.